AUCUCUCAGACUUGGCUUUCAUUUUCCACCAUUCAAUCUUAGAUAAUAAAAAGCAGAAGUAUAUAGCAAUAACCUUUCUAUCCCUUUGUGACACUACUAGAAAGAAAAUCAGAAAUGGCUCUAAGAAUGUGGGCUUCUUCAACAGCCAAUGCACUUAGAGUCUCCUCCACUGCUUCAAGAACCAAUUUUGCCCCUGCUUUUUCACUCACUAGAUGCUUUUCUACAGUUCUUGAAGGGCUGAAGUAUGCAUCUUCACAUGAAUGGGUGAAGCAUGAGGGCUCAGUGGCAACAGUUGGAAUCACUGAUCAUGCUCAGGAUCAUUUGGGAGAAGUGGUAUUUGUGGAUCUGCCAGAAACUGGUACUUCUGUGUCAAGUGGAAGCAGCUUUGGAGCUGUUGAAAGUGUGAAAGCCACCAGUGACAUUAACUCUCCAAUCUCGGGCGAGAUCGUUGAGGUCAACACAAAGCUUACUGAAACACCUGGUUUGAUCAACUCGAGCCCGUAUGAAGACGGAUGGAUGAUUAAAGUGAAGCCGAGCAGUCCAUCAGAACUCGAACCUUUGAUGGGGGCGAAAGAGUACACAAAAUUCUGUGAAGAAGAGGAAAGUCAUUAAAACUUGAAGGUGAUCUUUGAAUUCACCUUUUAGACUAACUUUUGCCUGGUUAAGGCCUGAGAUAUUGUGAUCAAACUUCCAGUCACUUGUUAAAAAUUCUACAAACAUAUAUAAUAAGAUCCACUUUUCUGGUA
Messenger RNA from Lycium barbarum (goji berry), 746 nucleotides. Its product is annotated as glycine cleavage system H protein 3, mitochondrial-like. Gene Ontology annotation, biological process: protein lipoylation; glycine decarboxylation via glycine cleavage system. The coding region runs from base 115 to 612 and encodes 165 amino acids. Gene Ontology annotation, cellular component: mitochondrion; cytoplasm; glycine cleavage complex. Lineage: Eukaryota; Viridiplantae; Streptophyta; Magnoliopsida; Solanales; Solanaceae. The transcript is spliced from 4 exons. The record is from RefSeq and is a predicted model, not a curated record.